This is a messenger RNA of Manis pentadactyla (Chinese pangolin), 992 nucleotides long. It is a transcript of the gene RASL10A, whose product is annotated as RAS like family 10 member A. Gene Ontology annotation, molecular function: GTPase activity; GTP binding. The record is from RefSeq and is a predicted model, not a curated record. The coding region runs from base 1 to 630 and encodes 209 amino acids. The transcript has 3 exons. NCBI's taxonomy places the organism in Eukaryota, Metazoa, Chordata, Mammalia, Pholidota, Manidae.
AUGGGGGGCAGCCUGCGGGUGGCCGUGCUGGGCGCCCCGGGCGUGGGCAAGACGGCCAUCAUCCGCCAGUUCCUGUUCGGUGACUACCCUGAGCGCCACCGGCCCACUGACGGGCCGCGACUCUACCGGCCUGCGGUGCUGCUCGACGGCGCCGUCUACGACCUGAGCAUCCGUGACGGCGACGGCGCUCGCCCGGGUCAGAGCCCCGGGGGUCUAGAGGAGCGGCCGGACCCUAAGGACUGGAGCUUGCAGGACACGGACGCCUUCGUGCUCGUCUACGACAUCUGCAGCCCGGACAGUUUCGACUACGUGAAGGCACUGCGGCAGCACAUCUCGGAGACCAGGUGGGAACGCCGCCGGAGGCCGGCGGGAGCACCCGAGGUGCCCAUUCUCGUGGUUGGCAACAAACGGGACCGGCAGCGGCUGCGCUUCGGGCCUCGGCGCGCGCUGGCCACCAUGGUGCGCAGGGGCUGGCGCUGCGGCUACCUCGAGUGCUCGGCAAAGUACAACUGGCACGUGCUGCGUCUCUUCCGCGAGCUGCUGCGCUGCGCUCUAGUGCGCGCGCGCCCUGCGCACCCAGCCCUGCGCCUGCAGGGGGCGCUGCAUCCGGCGCGCUGCAGCCUCAUGUGACUGAAUUGGACGACGACGGGGUGGGGAGGGGCAGUUUAAUUGGAGCAACCAUGGACCUGGACUGGACGAGAUUGCCCAGUUUCUCUUGGAUUGGACAGAACAAAGUCUCCUCCCUGAUUGUGUAAGGAAACCUCUCAUACAGUCUUCUGGGCUGCAGGACUCUUUGAGCCUCAUUGGACCCAGCCAGGCCCCAAGCCAAGCCCCAAGCUCCACUGGACAAGCUCUGUUGGGCCACCACCCCAUUGGAUGGAGGGGACAUGGCUCUGAAUCUGAUUGGGAGCUAGCAGACUGCUCCUGGAGCUUCAUUGGACAAACUGUUAAGUCACACCUCUCAGGAGGUAAUAAAAAGGGAAAUAAUUAAG